This is a messenger RNA of Ananas comosus (pineapple), 863 nucleotides long. RefSeq lists its product as uncharacterized. The record is from RefSeq and is a predicted model, not a curated record. The transcript has a single exon. Lineage: Eukaryota; Viridiplantae; Streptophyta; Magnoliopsida; Poales; Bromeliaceae. The coding region runs from base 4 to 600 and encodes 198 amino acids. Gene Ontology annotation, cellular component: nucleus.
UCCAUGGCUUCCUCAAGGUUUGAUGCCGUCGAGACCCCGAUCUCGAUCUCGAUCUCGAACUCGAACUCGAACUCGAACUCUCGUCCUCGUCGAAUUGAGCUACAAGCCCCGCGGCCUGCGUCGCUGAUGCUCCGCGAGGGGUCGCGCACGAUCGACAAGCGGAGGAAGCCGGUGAUCAUAUACAUGGUCUCGCCGAAGGUGAUCCACGCGGAGGCGAGCGAGUUCAUGUCGUUGGUUCAGCGCCUGACCGGACCCGACUCCCCCACCUGCAACAACAACAGCAGCUCAGAAACUCCUAAAUCCUUCACCGCGCACCGCCACAGCCGCCACCGGAGUACUCAGGGCCGACAGUUUCCGGUCCGCGUCAAGGCGCGAACACUGAACCCUUCUAGAAGUAUUGAAGCCUUGGCUCAUGAUCAUCAUCAAAGUCGAGUACCGGUUCAACCGAUAUCUCCGACUCUAUUUUUACGUGAUUUGUGCUCGCCUUCGAUCAGCGGCGGUAGCUCUCUGAACUGGUUGCUGCAAGGGGAUGAUCUCUUGACUCCGCCUUCGAGUUUGCGCGGUUCGCAAAACUACCUUGAUAUAUUCAGCCAAGAAUAGAAUUCGAUCUCUCGACGCGUGUAGUCGGUGACGAAAACGGUGAUUUGCAAGUACUACAUGCAUGGUUUAUCUCAAAAUCAAAUCCUAUGCUCAAUAUUGAACCUUGUUUUGGUUUUUUUUUUUUUUGUGAUUUUUGUAAAUAAUGAGGAGUUUGUUAUUAAUUAGGUUCUCAUUGGUAAUGGUGUGAGGGUUUGUUUGUUUGUAUUAUAUUCAAAUAUGUAUGUGCUGUUGAAAAUGACAAUGUUUUCAUACUUGUUUCUGCA